GUUGAAUUGUUUAUUGUAAUCUUUAGUGGAUAUCAAUUAUUUGAACUAGACAGGUAAAGCAUGAUUUACUCUGCGCAUACAUGUAGUUAUAAUAGUUUCCGAUGAUGGACAAGGCGGAUAGAAGGCUUUCUGAUUUGACAAUCAAUAUCCUGGGAAGCUGUGCUGUUGCAGUUGACAACACAUGUACAGUUUUCUGAAAAUGGUUACUUUGGAUAAGUAUGGAAUUUCUGGCAUUUUCUUAUUUGUAUUUUAUUUUCGAUCAAGUCACACCUAUGUUAAAAGAUGUCCUGAAAUGGCUGAACUAGUUAUAUUCUCAAAAGUAAAAUGCAACAAUGAUUACGAAUAUCACUGUUUGGCGUUACAUCGCAUUGCGUUUAACAACUACAAAGAGGAAUGCAGAACUCCAGAAUGGGUAUCUUUAGGUAACUAUCCAGUAUUAAGAGGUCGAUACAUCGACUACGAGACUUGUCCGGUUUCCUCUUAUCAAACUUUUUUGUUCAGGUCCAAUGAACGUUAUAAAUGCACAUAUCUGAAGUCAAUGUGUUCAUCAGACGGUCAAGUUGAAGUUAACGAUGGAACAACAACUAGUAACAAAGCUUGUCGCUGUGAUUACAACAGAGGAUUUGCAUUUGUAAUAAGACCGCAAAAUCAAAGUGCAUGUAUUCCAUCACAAGAGGACUGCAGUUGUUACAGUAAACGUUGUGUAGAAGGUCAAAACCUUAAUCCAGAUUAUGAAUGUAAAACUAUAACAGUAUUACAUGGAAACAGUACUUACCAUGUUGUAACAGUGACAGACAAGGAACAUACACGGCAUAAUGCGUCCUAUGUCGUGACUAAUCUAAACAAUGUUGUCUCUGGAAAAGAAGGACAUAUUUAUGGUUUAGAUGGCUUGAAAUCUUUAAUAGUAUUUGUGGUAUUAUUGGUAUCUGCCUUUUCAUUGGCCUUGAUAAUAACCGUUUACUCAGCAACAGCCUCAACAAAGGACAACGAGCAAGCAUAUUAUAGCAAGAAGACUCAUAAUAUCGACAACAAAGGAAACAAAGUUUUUACUGACACUUACAAAGAAACAGAUGAGUGGAAGUACAUUGGGCAAUCAAGUUUUGGUAUUGAGACUCCGCCAAAUCGUGAAAUCGACAAACAAAGGAACAAAGGAUACAAAGAAAUCAAUCGGAUAAAAACAGAAACGGAAUCAUCGACUUCGACAGAAAAAGCAGACAUCGUUAUUCUACACAUAGAGGAAAACAAUCAGAGGACUGAAGUGGAAUCAUUUAAGUUUCAACUAGCAUCAUUAUCAAAAGAAAUGGGAUACAGUGGUAUUAAUAUCAAGUUGUUUGAGGACGUUUUCAACAGGAAAGAGCAUGACAGUGAUAUUGAGACUGAAACAGUGCUUAAAAAAAUAAAUUUUGUUUUUGUCUAUAUAUCAAACAAAUUUUAUACUUCAAAACUAAGACGACGAGGACUAAAAGAAUCGUUUGUAAAGGAUGCUCUUAAGGAACCAAAAACUAAGACGCAUUUUAAAAUCGUGAGUAACUGUGACUACUGGGAAUUGCCUGCCGGAAGCUACCUGACACUAAAAAAGGAAGAUAUAGAUUUAGACUAUUUUUAUUACGUUAAAAGGAAUCCAGAUAUCGUUAUGGAAUACGAAAAAACUUACAAAGAUUGUCUAGAAAAGAUUCAACAUAAUGAUAAAACAGAACAACAUAAUUGAAUUUUCUGUAUUAUGAAUAAAAGUAAGUAGCAUCUUUCAUACCAUGUCAUACAUUUAAAAAUACUGUUGUUUUAAAUAGAAAACGAAUAUGUGUAUAAUUAUAUUGUUUUACUCAUAGUUACGAUAAUAAAAAUAAGACACGAUACAAAAUGAUAUUAUACAGUUAGCAUUGGAUGAUCUCAACAUAUCAAAAGCGGAAACAGUUUUUGCUUUUAUUUCUACCAACGAAAAACUUCUUGUUGCUUUCCGCUGGAUAUAUUGACAAUAUUUUACUUAAAUUGAUCAUUGAAAUGUAGUUCCUUUAACUUUGAUAUUUUGAUUAAUUCAAUAGUCUUAAUCUCUGGAAAUUACUUUUUUUUUAAUUUCGGAACAUCAAUGUCAGUGUGUAUGUGUCAUCAUUGAAUUGAUAUUUGUCGGUUUGAUAGUGAUAAUACCAAAUCAGGCUAAUCAGCGGAAUUUUACCUGCAUGAGCAACACGACGGAUUUCACAUAUGGUACACGAACCCCUUACCCUUUUCUGAGCACCUGAGUUCAUCCAUCGAUGAUAUGCAUGUUUCCAAUCUCAGUUGUCGGUUUUCUUAGACUUAUCAGUUUUGAAUAUCCUCUUGGUGUCUUCCGUCUCUUUUUCGUAAAAAACACUGAUCACAAAUUGAAACGUUUUGCUUUUUAAACUCUUCGAAUUCCAUUCUUUAGUUAAAACAAAUCGUUCUUUUAACACAAUUCAAAUUAUUCUCAGGAAUGUUAUCUAAUCUUUUUGUCACUCCUAACAAAUGAUACUUUGCCAAUGCAAAAAAAAAAAAAAUCAUCUGUUCACUGCUUUUUUUUUUAUCUGGGAAUACAACAGACCCUGCAUUAUUCACGAAAGAUAUUUUAGAGAAUCACAGAUCCGUCCUUCUCUCAUUUUAUUUUAUUUUUUAACAUACAAAGUAAAAUCAUAAAAUACCAAAC
This is a messenger RNA of Mytilus californianus (California mussel), 2656 nucleotides long. RefSeq lists its product as uncharacterized. The transcript is spliced from 12 exons. NCBI's taxonomy places the organism in Eukaryota, Metazoa, Mollusca, Bivalvia, Mytilida, Mytilidae. Bases 182 to 1708 code for a protein of 508 amino acids. The record is from RefSeq and is a predicted model, not a curated record.